AUGACCCUUGGACCAGGUGCUGCACCCAAUAAAUCUAGCGGAGUACAAUAUUAUUUAGUCCUUGGUUUCCGCGAGAUAGACGUGGGAAUUGGGCUCGUGCUUAGUUAUGAUUAUCACGAGGUGGCGCUCUAUAGGGCGGGAAGCGUUUGGGACGACGCCGUUGAAAAUAAGGC
Dovyalis caffra is the source of this 173-nucleotide messenger RNA. Lineage: Eukaryota; Viridiplantae; Streptophyta; Magnoliopsida; Malpighiales; Salicaceae. The record is from the annotation of a GenBank genome assembly.